Molecule: messenger RNA, 1092 nt
Organism: Periophthalmus magnuspinnatus
Lineage: Eukaryota; Metazoa; Chordata; Actinopteri; Gobiiformes; Gobiidae
Product: melanin-concentrating hormone receptor 1-like
Exons: 2
Biological process (GO): neuropeptide signaling pathway
Cellular component (GO): membrane; neuron projection
Molecular function (GO): neuropeptide binding; melanin-concentrating hormone receptor activity
Source: RefSeq, a predicted model, not a curated record
AUGGACCAUGAAAUUAAAGAUAAUAAUACACAAAUGUUUCACUCACUAUAGUUUCAUUUUCCCUCCGCAGACUUCGAGCACUAUACCACGGUGCUCAUGCCCAGUAUCUUUGGCAUCAUCUGCCUGCUGGGCCUUCUCGGGAACACCAUCGUCAUCUACACCAUCGUCAAGAAGACCAAGCUGUGCUCCCAACACACGGGCCCGGACAUCUUCAUCUUCAGCCUGUCCAUGGCCGACCUCCUCUUCCUUCUCGGCAUGCCCUUCCUCAUCCACCAGCUGGUCGGCCGUGGCUCCUGGUGCUUCGGCUCCACCAUGUGCACCGUCAUAACUGCGCUCGACUCCAACAGCCAGAUUGUCAGCACCUACAUCCUCACUGUCAUGACGUUGGACCGCUACCUAGCAACCGUUCACCCAAUCCGCUUCAAGCACAUCCGUACGCCGUUCAUGGCCGGAGCAGCUGUGGCGCUAGUUUGGGUGUUUUCUCUCGUGUCCAUAACUCCAGUUUGGAUGUACACCGGACUCAUGCCGCUAAAGGAUGGCACGGUUGGAUGCGCGCUACUUCUGCCCAACCCAGCUACCGAUACGUACUGGUUCACGCUAUACCAGUUCAUCCUAGCUUUCGCACUACCGCUAGUCGUCAUCUGCGGCGUUUUCUUCAAGAUUCUUCAAAACAUGUCGGUAACGGUCGCACCUCUCCCCCAGCGUAAUUUGAGAAUCCGGACUCGUAAAGUGACGCGCAUGGCCGUGGCUAUAUGCGUGGCGUUUUUUAUCUGCUGGGCGCCACACUACAUCCUGCAACUGGUUCAUCUCGGAGUGCAGCGGCCGACGUUUGCCUUCAUGUACGCGUAUAACAUCGCGAUUAGCUUGGGGUACGCUAACAGCUGCAUCAACCCGUUCAUCUACAUCGCGCUGAGUGACACGUUCAAGAGGCACUUCCUGGUGGCAGUGCGGUCGACCUAUCGCGGGUUCCGGGUGGCACCAAUGGCGGGGGAUGGGAGCAUGAGUUUGAGGCUAGCUCCGGAUAGUUCGCAGCAGUCCUCCGGAGAGCUGCUACAGAAUAUGUUGCCAGUUACCGUCACCAUUCACAAGUGA